CUUUCCAUUCCAUACCCUGCGUCACUGCUCGAUCCUCCUGUCACAUCUCACGCCCCGUUUCUAUUCCCAGCGGGCUCCAGCCCAACUCAGACCUUUCCUUUCUCAUCUCCCAUCCCCAUCGGCCAUUGCGCGGAACCUAGACAUCAUCACAAAGCAGUCCGUCCUCCGAGAUUGCCACGAGUACCUGCCACCAUGGCGCUCGAUACGUUUUUCCACAAUAAGAUCGAAGCGAUGAAGCUUGAGAUCAUACAGGGACAGGCCGUUCUCCGGAGAUUAGAGGCUCAGCGGAACGACUACAACUCACGGGUGCGAUUACUGCGGGAGGAACUCGGCCUUCUUCAGCAACCAGGAUCUUAUGUCGGCGAGGUGGUCAAGGUGAUGGGUACAAAGAAGGUGCUUGUCAAAGUGCAUCCGGAGGGAAAAUAUGUUGUUGAUAUUUCCGAUAACGUCGAUAUUAGCAAGCUCACCGUCGGCAAGCGGGUCACCCUCCUUAGCGAUUCCUACAAGCUCGAGAAGAUGCUUCCUUCCUCCGUCGAUCCUCUCGUCUCUCUCAUGAUGGUGGAGAAGGUUCCCGACAGUACAUACGACAUGAUCGGUGGAUUAGAUCAACAGAUCAAGGAAAUCAAGGAGGUUAUCGAGCUUGGUCUACAGCAUCCAGAGUUGUUCGAAUCGCUUGGUAUAGCACAGCCGAAGGGUGUGCUACUUUAUGGCCCCCCAGGAACAGGAAAGACUCUGCUCGCUCGUGCCGUCGCACAUCACGCCGACUGCAAGUUCAUUCGAGUCUCUGGAAGUGAGUUGGUGCAGAAGUAUAUUGGUGAGGGAAGUCGUAUGGUCCGAGAGCUGUUCGUCAUGGCACGAGAACACGCGCCCAGUAUUAUCUUCAUGGACGAGAUCGACAGUAUUGGGUCAAGCCGUGUAGAGGGCAGCUCUGGUGGUGACUCGGAAGUGCAAAGAACUAUGCUGGAGUUGCUCAACCAAUUGGAUGGUUUCGAACCUACUAAGAACAUCAAGAUCAUCAUGGCAACCAAUCGUCUAGACAUCCUGGACCCGGCAUUGCUCCGACCCGGCCGUAUCGACCGAAAGAUCGAGUUCCCGCCACCGACCGUGGAAGCACGUGCAGAUAUUCUCCGAAUCCACUCUAGGAGCAUGAAUUUGACCCGUGGGAUCAACCUCACCAAGAUUGCCGAAAAGAUGAACGGCUGCUCAGGUGCCGAACUGAAGGGUGUCUGCACAGAGGCUGGUAUGUACGCUCUGAGGGAGAGGAGAGUGCAUGUCACCCAGGAGGAUUUCGACCUUGCGACAGCCAAGGUACUGAACAAGCACGACGACAAGGCUACCAGUCUGAGCAAGCUGUGGAAGUAAACUUCGGGGUUGCGGUGGGCUGGAUCCGAGAUCUUGGGAGCUACCAUUAUGCUACUGCUCCGGUUACUUCCAUCCUUAUAUGUAAUAUCAAUGCAUAGCGAGUUUAAGCAUCCUGUGUGACCAUCGAUUGUCUGCGAUUGAUUUAGCAUUGACAACUGUGCAAAACGCGUCGCGUUAUGCCAUGAAGGGCGAUCGGCCUGGCAAUGACGUCGGGAACAAAAUGAUUGCGUUCCGUUUGCCAUGGAAGCCACCAACUGUGAUGAAG
Aaosphaeria arxii CBS 175.79 is the source of this 1627-nucleotide messenger RNA. Its product is annotated as 26S proteasome subunit P45. Bases 193 to 1362 code for a protein of 389 amino acids. The transcript has 2 exons. NCBI's taxonomy places the organism in Eukaryota, Fungi, Ascomycota, Dothideomycetes, Pleosporales. Gene Ontology annotation, cellular component: proteasome regulatory particle, base subcomplex. Gene Ontology annotation, molecular function: ATP binding; proteasome-activating activity; ATP hydrolysis activity. The record is from RefSeq and is a predicted model, not a curated record. Gene Ontology annotation, biological process: proteasome-mediated ubiquitin-dependent protein catabolic process.